AUGGCGGAUCCAGCCGAAUGCAGCAUCAAAGUGAUGUGCCGGUUCCGGCCUCUAAACGAAGCAGAGAUCCUCCGCGGGGACAAAUUCAUCCCCAAAUUUAAAGGCGAGGAGACCGUGGUGAUCGGGCAAGGAAAGCCGUAUGUCUUCGACAGAGUGUUGCCUCCCAGCACGACUCAAGAGCAGGUUUACAACGCGUGUGCAAAGCAAAUUGUCAAAGAUGUCCUUGAGGGUUACAAUGGGACGAUUUUUGCAUAUGGACAGACCUCAUCAGGAAAAACACACACCAUGGAGGGGAAGCUACACGACCCUCAGCUCAUGGGCAUCAUUCCAAGGAUUGCGCACGACAUCUUUGACCAUAUCUAUUCCAUGGAUGAGAACCUGGAGUUCCACAUCAAGGUUUCCUAUUUUGAGAUCUACCUGGACAAAAUCAGGGACUUACUUGACGUAUCCAAGACAAACUUGGCUGUUCAUGAAGAUAAAAAUAGAGUCCCGUACGUAAAGGGGUGCACCGAGCGGUUUGUGUCAAGCCCGGAGGAGGUCAUGGAUGUGAUAGACGAAGGCAAAGCAAACCGCCACGUGGCUGUAACAAACAUGAAUGAACACAGCUCUAGAAGUCACAGUAUCUUCCUGAUUAAUAUUAAGCAAGAAAAUGUAGAGACUGAAAAAAAACUCAGUGGGAAGCUUUAUCUAGUUGAUUUGGCUGGGAGUGAAAAGGUCAGCAAAACUGGUGCCGAGGGAGCUGUUCUCGAUGAAGCUAAAAAUAUCAAUAAGUCUUUGUCUGCUCUUGGAAACGUGAUCUCUGCUUUGGCAGAAGGGACGAAAACACACGUGCCAUACCGGGACAGCAAGAUGACUCGGAUUCUUCAGGACUCUCUGGGUGGGAACUGUAGAACCACCAUCGUCAUUUGCUGUUCUCCCUCAGUCUUCAAUGAAGCUGAGACCAAGUCAACGCUCAUGUUUGGACAAAGGGCUAAGACCAUCAAGAAUACAGUCUCUGUGAACCUGGAACUGACAGCUGAAGAAUGGAAGAAGAAAUAUGAAAAAGAGAAAGAGAAAAAUAAGACUUUGAAGAAUGUUAUCCAGCAUCUGGAGAUGGAGCUAAACAGAUGGAGAAAUGGAGAAGCUGUGCCGGAGGAUGAGCAGAUCAGCGCUAAGGACCAGAAGACUCUAGAGCCGUGUGAUAACACCCCCAUCAUAGACAACAUUGCUCCCGUGGUCGCCGGCAUCUCUGCAGAGGAGAAGGAGAAGUAUGAUGAGGAGAUCUCCAGUCUCUACCGACAACUGGAUGAUAAGGAUGAUGAAAUUAACCAACAGAGCCAGCUGGCUGAAAAGCUAAAGCAACAGAUGUUGGAUCAGGAUGAGCUUUUAGCUUCCACGAGAAGAGACUAUGAGAAGAUUCAGGAGGAGCUGACACGUCUCCAGAUUGAAAAUGAGGCAGCCAAAGAUGAGGUGAAAGAAGUUCUCCAAGCUCUGGAGGAGCUGGCUGUCAAUUACGACCAGAAGUCACAGGAAGUGGAGGACAAGACCAGGGCCAAUGAGCAGCUGACAGACGAGCUGGCCCAGAAAACGACUACACUGACAACCACGCAGAGAGAACUGAGCCAACUGCAGGAGCUUAGCAAUCAUCAGAAGAAAAGGGCCACCGAGAUCCUGAAUCUGCUGUUGAAGGAUUUGGGGGAGAUAGGAGGAAUCAUUGGUACCAACGACGUGAAGACUUUGGCAGAUGUGAACGGAGUCAUUGAAGAGGAAUUCACCAUGGCCCGGCUGUACAUCAGCAAGAUGAAGUCAGAGGUCAAGUCUCUGGUGAACCGCAGCAAACAGCUCGAGAGCGCCCAGAUGGACUCCAACAGGAAGAUGAAUGCCAGUGAGCGGGAGCUGGCAGCAUGCCAGUUGCUCAUCUCCCAGCACGAAGCCAAGAUCAAAUCCCUGACUGACUACAUGCAGAACAUGGAACAGAAGCGGAGACAGCUUGAAGAGUCCCAGGACUCGCUCAGUGAAGAGCUGGCCAAGCUCCGAGCCCAAGAAAAAAUGCACGAAGUCAGUUUCCAGGAUAAGGAAAAGGAGCAUCUGACCCGGCUUCAGGAUGCUGAGGAAAUGAAGAAGGCACUGGAGCAGCAGAUGGAGAGUCACCGGGAAGCUCAUCAGAAGCAGCUGUCCAGACUCCGGGAUGAAAUCGAGGAGAAGCAGAAAAUCAUCGAUGAGAUUCGGGAUUUGAAUCAGAAACUGCAACUAGAACAGGAGAAGCUCAGUUCUGAUUAUAACAAGCUGAAAAUAGAGGACCAAGAGAGAGAAAUGAAACUGGAAAAGCUCUUAUUGCUCAAUGAUAAAAGGGAGCAAGCCAGAGAGGACCUCAAAGGGCUGGAGGAGACAGUGUCUCGAGAACUGCAGACUCUACAUAACCUCCGUAAACUCUUUGUCCAGGAUCUGACUGCGCGGGUUAAAAAAAGUGUAGAGCUGGACAGUGAUGAUGGAGGAGGCAGUGCUGCCCAGAAGCAGAAAAUUUCCUUCCUGGAGAAUAACCUGGAGCAACUCACCAAGGUUCACAAACAGCUGGUCCGGGACAAUGCAGACCUGCGCUGUGAGUUGCCCAAGUUGGAGAAGCGCCUGCGUGCCACGGCUGAGCGCGUGAAGGCGCUGGAGAGCGCGCUGAAGGAGGCCAAGGAGAACGCCAUGCGGGACCGCAAGCGCUACCAGCAGGAGGUGGACCGCAUUAAGGAGGCCGUGCGAGCCAAGAACAUGGCCAGGAGGGCUCACUCUGCCCAGAUUGCCAAGCCCAUCCGCCCUGGACACUACCCUGCAUCAUCUCCAACGGCGGUCCACGCCAUCCGAGGGGGAGGAGGCGGCUCUUCAAACUCCACUCACCACCAGAAAUAA
This is a messenger RNA of Rangifer tarandus platyrhynchus (Svalbard reindeer), 2874 nucleotides long. Lineage: Eukaryota; Metazoa; Chordata; Mammalia; Artiodactyla; Cervidae. The record is from the annotation of a GenBank genome assembly.